This is a messenger RNA of Danaus plexippus (monarch butterfly), 941 nucleotides long. RefSeq lists its product as uncharacterized. The coding region runs from base 329 to 799 and encodes 156 amino acids. Lineage: Eukaryota; Metazoa; Arthropoda; Insecta; Lepidoptera; Nymphalidae. The transcript has 2 exons. The record is from RefSeq and is a predicted model, not a curated record.
UAUCUUAACAUAUUUAUUUAGUUUCCAGUUAAAGUAGAAACUUCAAAAUUGUUCACUUGCGCAGUUUUUUAUUAAAUGCUGCAGAAUUUUAUAUAUUGUGACGACAAUAUAAAAAUCAAUUUUGCCUAUUUUUUUUGGGGGGUAGUCGGAAAAUCACAUUUUUGCCGAGUUUUUUUGGGGGGGUAGUCAGAGAAGUUUAACCUUAAAGGGUUUCGAGGUGUCGCGGAACAGUUCGAAGAAGUCGCUGGCUAUUGUGGACAGCGCGAAGAGUUUGCCCACCGUGGAACAGCCCACGCCGUCAACACUGUCGACCAGGAGCGAGGGGAAUAUGAAGAAGAAGAAUUACUACGCCAAGACAUACAAGAUCAUCAUGAACAAGAAGGAGGACGACAGGAGCGGAGAUCUGAUGUACCUGCCCAGCACCUCCAGGGGCUGGAGGCGAGAGGACACUGAAGAAUCCAUGAAGGAUUCUGCAAUGAAAAAAACACAAUUCAAGACGGAGAAGUCUCUGCUGACUUUCCACGAACACAAAGACAGUGAGCGUCCGCGAGCUGAUUCCAAAGAAAAUGAUGGCAAGGAAACAGGAAGAGACGGAGGAGCCGACGAUGACAUAAGAGAGAUAUACAGCGACGGGAUAGUCUCGAAUACGAGUCUGGCAGACAAAAUGAAACCCACGAAGGAGAAAAUCCCGAUCGAAGUUUACGAGGAUCUGGGGAACCGGAUCAGGGACUCGGAACAGCUGGUGCUGGCUAAACUGGACGAAGUGAUAAGACUCCUGGAGAAAAAAGACGCCACUUGAAUGUUAGUAGAACAGCCACAGAAUACAACAAUCCUCCCAAUCCCCACCCAUAGAUCCUACGGAUUAUAUAUAUUUAUAUUUCUUCAUAUUUAAAUAGGACUUCUCCCACUUUUAAAAUGCCAAUGUCUAAUUUAAUUUAUAU